CCGUCAUUUGCGCUCUACCCAUAUUCGAGCGAGAGAGAGAGAGAAAGAGAGAGAGAGAGAGAAGAGAGGGGGGAAGAUAAUGGUGAUAACGGUCAGAGAGUUUUGCUGUUCUACUACUACUUCUUCUUCUAGGCCUCUUUGCUUCAACCUCUCUCCACGUCCUCUCUCCUCGAAAUCUUGUUAUUUCCUGAGGCCAAGAAAUUCUUCAAGUUGCAUCAGGGCCAGCCAUUCUGUCUGCAAGAAACUUGCCACUGGCCCACUAUGGAACCUUGGCCUUUCCUCCAACAGUUCUGAGGGUUCAACUUUUGACCCAUUGGGUAUCAAUUUGGAUAGUUCAACGGAUCUAAAUGUUUCUCCUUGGGAAAGUUUCCUAGGCUUGCUUUCUCCAAAUUUCGAGAGUACAUCAAGUACAAGGAAGGACAAACCUUCUUCAACUAGAGGAGUAGCAGCUGCAAUUGAGGAUAGUUCCAUUGAUUUCGGGGACUUCUUCAAAGGCCCAUUGCCCGGGAAAUUUCUCCAGCUUUUGGGAUACUUAGCUCUAUCCAGACUUGGAAUAUAUAUACCUCUUGGUGGAGUAAAUCGCGAAGCUUUUGUUGGAAAUCUAGAUCAGAACAGUAUAUUGAGCACUUUAGAUACGUUCUCUGGAGGAGGCAUUGGUCGCCUUGGAAUAUGCUCCCUAGGUAUUGUUCCCUUUAUUAAUGCGCAGAUUGUGUUUCAGCUUCUCACCCAGAUCUAUCCCAAGUUGCAAGAACUUCAGAAAAAAGAGGGUCAGGCUGGAAGAAAGAAGAUUCUUCAGUAUACUCAAUAUGCUUCAGUUGGUUUUGCCAUUGUACAGGCAAUUGGUCAAGUACUCUUCCUUCGCCCAUACGUCAAUGACUUCACUACGGAGUGGGCCCUAUCUUCUGUUACUCUAUUAACACUUGGUUCAGUGCUCACAACAUACAUUGGUGAACGGAUUACUGACUUAAAACUUGGAAACGGUACUUCUCUUUUGAUCUUUACGAGCAUCAUAUCCUACUUGCCGGCAUCUUUUGGUAGAACAGUUGCAGAAGCAUUUCAGGAUGGUAACUAUGUUGGACUCAUCGCCAUCACAGUGUCCUUUUUCCUGUUGGUGCUUAGUAUUGUGUAUGUUCAGGAGGCAGAGAGGAAAAUCCCAAUUAAUUAUGCAUCAAGAUACACUAGCAGAUCUGGAGGCCUUGAAAAAUCUGCUUACUUGCCUUUCAAGGUGAACAGCACAGGAGUGAUGCCAAUUAUCUUUUCUACAUCCUCUCUAGCUCUUCCGGGAACUUUAGCUCGCUUCACUGGUUUAGCUGCUUUGAAAAAUGCUGCAGUGGCUUUAGGCCCAGGGGGUUCCUUCUAUCUCCCGACCAACAUUCUACUGAUAGCCUUCUUCAACUACUACUACACGUUCCUACAAUUGGAUCCUGAUGACGUGAGUGAACAGUUGAAGCGCCAAGGUGCAUCUAUCCCACUUGUCCGACCGGGUAAAAGUACCGCUGCAUUUAUUAAAACGGUCCUUAGUCGGAUAUCCGUUCUUGGAUCCGCGUUUUUGGCAAUUCUAGCUGCUGGUCCUGCCGUGAUUGAACAAACUACACACCUCACUGCAUUUCGGGGAUUUGCGGGCACAUCGGUCCUCAUUCUUGUUGGUUGUGCCACUGACACAGCACGAAAAGUUCAGGCAGAAAUAAUCUCCCAGAAGUACAAGAACAUAGAGUUUUAUGAGAUCGACAAGUUUUGAAAAAUCCAGAUUAGAAGGUGGGAAGGAUGAAAAUCCGCAGGGGAAAUGGGAAAGUUGAUGUUAGUUUUGAUUCGGAUCAUGUAUUGUUUAGUCAUUUGCCAUGUAUAUGAGAAAAUAGCACUUGUAUGUGACAUUUUUGGUGCACAGUUUGGUUCUAACUUUUGCAUAUUGUACAA
Molecule: messenger RNA, 1914 nt
Organism: Rhododendron vialii
Lineage: Eukaryota; Viridiplantae; Streptophyta; Magnoliopsida; Ericales; Ericaceae
Product: preprotein translocase subunit SCY1, chloroplastic
Exons: 8
Coding region: 80-1738 (552 amino acids)
Biological process (GO): SRP-dependent cotranslational protein targeting to membrane, translocation
Cellular component (GO): chloroplast thylakoid membrane
Molecular function (GO): signal sequence receptor activity; transmembrane protein transporter activity
Source: RefSeq, a predicted model, not a curated record